Messenger RNA from Selaginella moellendorffii, 3012 nucleotides. RefSeq names its product G-type lectin S-receptor-like serine/threonine-protein kinase At1g34300. Gene Ontology annotation, biological process: protein phosphorylation; recognition of pollen. The transcript has a single exon. Lineage: Eukaryota; Viridiplantae; Streptophyta; Lycopodiopsida; Selaginellales; Selaginellaceae. The coding region runs from base 137 to 2908 and encodes 923 amino acids. Gene Ontology annotation, molecular function: ATP binding; protein serine/threonine kinase activity. The record is from RefSeq and is a predicted model, not a curated record.
ACGGAAAAAAAAUGAGACAAAAACGCGCUGCUGCCCAAAGUCUUUGAAUGUGUAUCGCGACAAGCUACAUACAAUAGCCUAACGUAAGUCGAUCAUCACCAUGGAAUUCGAGUGAGAGCACGAGGAGGAAGAAAGAAUGGUGGAUGCUCUCCUCUCCUCCGCCAUAGCCAUACUCUGGAUCUCUUCUUCUCUCCCCUCCUCUCUCGCGCAGGACCAAUUCGCGUCAGGGCAAACGAUCGCCACCGCGGGCGCGGCAACAUCGGUCUCCAGCGGCAGCUUCUCCCUCGGAUUUGCGCCAUCGCCGCGCAGCCCCGGGGAAUUCGAGCUAGGGAUUUGGUACCGCGCGGAUCCGCAGCAAGUCUUGGUGUGGGACACUGCCGCCCCGGCGUCACGCCCCGGCGCAAUCCUCGAGCUCUCCAGCGAUGGAUCCCUGGCGGUGCGCGACGGCGCCAGCAUCACAUCGUGGACGAGCGGCGCCACUGGGGCUUCGUCCGGGCAGCUCCAAGAAUCAGGUAAUCUCGCGCUCCGGAACUCCAGCGGCCAGGUCGUGUGGAGCAGCUUCGAUCAUCCCAGCAGCACGCUCCUCCCCGGCCAAUUCCUCUCCAGGGGCCGCAAUCUCACCUCGCGCGCCGGCGGCUACAGCCUCGCCAUGGAUCAAUCGGGCAAUCUCACGCUUCGCUGGGGAAGCGCGCAGUACUGGAGCAGCGACACCGAUGGGAAUGGAAAUUCCUCGAUUCCCACGAAUGCGGUGGUGGAUGUCAAUGGCGUGCUCAAUCUCAACGCCACCUCCACAGUGCGCCAGUUCUUCCCGGAGGAUUAUGGGCCAGGGCAAAGCCGCCGCCUCACGCUGGACGACGAUGGCAACCUCCGGCUGUACACUCUAAUCGAGGCGGUAUGGUCCGCGCGGUGGCAGGCGGUGUCUGACCAGUGCCAGGUGUACAACUACUGUGGCAACUACGGCAUAUGCUCGUACCGCGCGGUGGCGUCCCAGGCACCGCUGGUGUACCGCACGGUAUGCGACUGCCCGACUGGGCUGGGCUUCGUGGAUCCCAGCCGGCGUAACGCUGGAUGCACCAACACCGGGAAUGUGGCCAGCGAUUGUGCCACCGAGAGCAACCAGCUGAUCGCGACGAACUUCACCGCUUGGCUCGAGAGUGGAUCCACCGUGACAUCGAACAGCAACAGCGAGCAGUGCACGAGCAAUUGCCGCGGCGAUUCCAGCUGCUUUGGCUGCCUCGUCCCAAACGAUGGAUCCGGCCACUGUGUCCAGUUUCGAUCCACGUCCAUGAGCGGCUACUCGUCGCCCUCGAUCCGAUCCACCGCCUUCCUCAAGGUGUGUACCUCGGCCGCGAAUUCUCCACCCACAUCGGUCUUGUCAGAGCCGGGAUCGUCGAAUCAGGGGCGGGCAAUCGGCAUUGCCGUGGGCGUCACAGUGGCGGCGCUGGUGCUGGCGGAGCUGGCGGUGGGAUGGGCGGUGUACCGCCGGCGGUACUCGAGACGGGUCCAGGAAGCCGCGCGGCACGCCAUCCUGGACUAUGCCUCUGGCGCGCCGAUGAGAUUCACGUACAAGGAGCUCCAGAACGCGACGUAUAACUUCCAGACGAGGAUUGGCGAGGGAGGAUUUGGCCCCGUGUACAAGGGAUCCAUCGCGCUCCCUGUGAGCAAGACCGCCAUAGCCGUGAAGAAGCUCGAGGGGAUUUUCCAGGGGGAGAAGGAGUUUCGGACCGAGGUAGCGACGAUCGGGAGCACGCACCACAUGAAUCUGAUGCGCCUGGUGGGAUUUUGCGCCGAGGGAGCCGAGACGCGAUUGCUCGUCUACGAGUUCCUGCCCAAUGGAUCGCUGGAUCGCUUCCUCUUCCACCACGACCACGACCUGGAAUGGGGCCAAGAUAGAUCCUGGCAAUCCAACGACGCGUCGCGGCCAUUCUCGUUGCGAUCCAGCGAUAUUUCGAAGUCUGGAGGCCAGGCAGCAGCAUUGCAAUCCAGCGACGCGUCGCGGCCAUUCUCGUUGCAAUCCAGCGAUAUUUCGAAGUCUGGAGGCCAGGCAGCAGCAUUGCCGUCGCGAUCCAGCAAUCUCUCACGAUCUGGCGCCCAGGAGGCAAGAUCCAGCGCCACUACAUCCACCAGCUUAUCGACAUCGUCAAGACCACUCGCGCCCGGCGAAGACGAGGACGAUUCUUACCAGGGAGCGCGGCCAUCGCUGGACUGGCCGACGCGAUUCAAGAUCGCGCUGGGCACCGCUAGGGCUCUCGCCUAUCUCCACGAGGAAUGCCGCGAGCCAAUCGUCCACUGCGACCUCAAGCCAGAGAAUAUCCUCCUGGACGAUAGCUUCGCACCCAAGGUCUCGGACUUUGGCCUGGCGCGGCUCAUCGACGAGGGCAACGCACGCAACCUGACCACUGUGCGCGGGACACGUGGCUACAUGGCGCCGGAGUGGCUGGCGAAUAUGCCCAUUACCGCCAAGUCGGACGUGUACAGCUACGGCAUGGUGGUGCUGGAGCUGGUGGGCGGGCGGCGCAACUUCGACACGUGCCGCGCGGUACCGCGCGGCAUGCAGCGGUACCCGGCUUACCUUUACAGGGAGCUCGAGGCCGGGCGGCUCGAGGGCGCGGUGGACGAGCGGAUGUACCGCGCGGACGUUGACGGCGUGCAGCUGGAGAGGGUGGUGAAGGCGGCGUUUUGGUGUAUACAGGACGUGGCCAGUGCGAGGCCGGUGAUGAGUAAGGUGGUGCAAAUGCUGGAGGGGAAUUUGGCGGUGCUGCUUCCGCCGCCACCCAAGGUGGCGAUGGAUUCCUCCGCCGCCUCCUCGUCUGGCAGCGCGACCGCCACCUCCUCCUCGACUGCGUUCUCGAUCUCCUCGCAGUCGUCCGGGACUUCGUCUGCCCCGCAUUCGUUGAUUGGGAGAUGAAACUUGACGGAAGCUUGAGAGGAACUUUGUUCCAAUACGGAUUUGUAAGAUAAAGGUGCAUUGUUUUGGGAAUUGGAAAAAAACGUGCAAAGGAAUUUCUUUUU